AUGACCAAGUCAGAUGCUUUAGAAUCUGCGAAACAGAUAGCUUGUAACUCAGCUAUUUCUGAUUGGCUUAAAGAUAAUCAGAUUAUUGGACUUGGAAGUGGCACAACAAUCAAAUACGCUGUUGAGUAUAUUGCUGACAAAGUGAAAAAAGAAAACCUGCAGAUUCAGUGUAUACCAACUUCAUUUCAGGCCAGACAACUUCUGAUCAACCAUAAAUUGCCAGUGACAGACCUUGAUGUAUGUGAACAGAUUGAUGUAACUUUUGACGGGGCAGAUGAAGUAGAUGAACAUCUUCAUUUAAUCAAAGGCGGCGGUGGCUGUUUACUCCAGGAAAAAAUUGUCGCUUCUUGUACUAAAGAUUUUAUAGCUAUUGUCGAUGAACGGAAACACUCAAAGAGACUAGGUUCAUAUUGGACUAAAGGCUUACCAAUCGAGGUAGUUCCAAUGGCUUUCAAACCGGUACAAACAAGAAUACAGAAAUUAUUUGGUGGACAAGCGAUUCUACGAGAAGCUGUUUCAAAAAUGGGUCCAGUUGUAACAGAUAAUGGAAACUUUUUAUUAGACUGGAAAUUCGACACAAAUAAACAAUAUUAUUGGCCAGAUGUAAAUGUUCAACUGUCACAAAUACCUGGUAUUGUUGAUACUGGCCUGUUUAUCAAUAUGACAAGUAGAAUUUAUAUUGGUAAUUUGAAUGGUACAGUGACUAAAUUGGAAGGGAAAUCAUCUAAUCAACAUACGUUAAACAAUAUCAGUAAUUUCUAA
Schistosoma guineensis is the source of this 762-nucleotide messenger RNA. The record is from the annotation of a GenBank genome assembly. NCBI's taxonomy places the organism in Eukaryota, Metazoa, Platyhelminthes, Trematoda, Strigeidida, Schistosomatidae.